Molecule: messenger RNA, 1910 nt
Organism: Musa acuminata subsp. malaccensis (wild Malaysian banana)
Lineage: Eukaryota; Viridiplantae; Streptophyta; Magnoliopsida; Zingiberales; Musaceae
Product: UDP-glucuronate:xylan alpha-glucuronosyltransferase 2-like
Biological process (GO): xylan biosynthetic process
Molecular function (GO): glycosyltransferase activity
Source: RefSeq, a predicted model, not a curated record
GAGAGAGAGAGAGAGCAUGGGCUUUGGAGGGGAGAUGAUGAAAGCUGUUGCAUCGAAAGCUCUGGUGAUCAAGAUUAAUGUAGCCUUCCUCGGCUUCUUCAUCUUCGCCUACAUCCUGCUGCUCGUCCUACAACCUGCGUCGCUGUACAACCAGAACGCCACCAAGAUGGUCUCUUGUUCCUUGCGCGGCUGCCACGUGAAGAAGGUAAGGCGGAAGGAUCGAUCCGGCUGCAGGCUGCGCGAGAGAACCGGACGACGAUGGAGACGGUCCCAAGCUUCCUCAAGAGAUUGCAUGGCGGCAUGAAGGUUGCCCUGGUGAACGUCGGAGCCGAGGAAGCCCUCGACUGGGGUCUCCCCAGCGGCACGACGGCCGUGGACUUCGAGCCCAUCUCCGACAACUUCCAGUGGAAGGACCUGUUCCCGGAAUGGAUCGACGAGGAGGAGGAGAACGAGGGCCCAUCGUGUCCAGAGAUCCCGAUGCCCGACCUCUCCUCGUGCGGCGAGGUGGGCAUGGUCGUCGCCAAGCUGCCAUGCUGGCGUGCGGAGACGGCCGGGUGGGCGCGCGACUUGUCGCGGCUGCAGGUCCACCUAGUGGCGGCGGCCGCUGCGGCGCAGAGGGGGCGUAGGGACGCCCGAGGGGCGGUGAAGGUGGUGCUGCUGAGCGCCUGCCGGCCGAUGAUGGAACUGUUCCGGUGCGACGACCUGGUGGCGAGAGAAGGUGAGUGGUGGAUGUACGAGGCGGAGGCAUGGAGGUUGGAGGAGAAGCUCGCCUUGCCCAUCGGCUCCUGCAACCUGGCCUUGCCACUGUGGGACAAAGGAACGGACGUGGUCUACGACGCAUCGAAGCUGGCGGAGGCGGCGACCCCGCGCCGCCGCGAGGCCUACGCGACCGUGCUGCAUUCCUCCGACACGUACGUGUGCGGCGCGGUCGCGCUGGCUCACAGCAUCGUCAGAACCGGCUCCACCCGCGACCUCGUCCUGCUCCACGACAACACCGUCGCCCCCCACAAGCUGCGUGGGCUCGCCGCCGCCGGGUGGACCCUCCGUGAGAUCGAGCGCAUCCGCAACCCGCGCGCCCAGCGCGGCACCUACAACGAGUACAACUACAGCAAGCUCCGCCUGUGGCAGCUCACCGAUUACCACAAGGUCGUCUUCAUCGACGCCGACAUCCUCGUCCUCCGCAGCCUCGACGUCCUCUUCCGCUUCCCGCAGAUAUCCGCCACCGGUAACGACGGCGUCAUCUUCAACUCCGGCGUCAUGGUCAUCGAGCCGUCGAACUGCACCUUCAAAGCGCUGAUGGCGCUCCGGGAGGACGUCGUCUCGUACAACGGCGGUGACCAGGGGUUCCUCAACGAGGUGUUCGUGUGGUGGCACCGCCUGCCGAGGCGCGUCAACUUCCUCAAGAACUUCUGGUCGAACACCACGGCGGAGGCGAGCAUGAAGAACCACCUCUUCGCCUCCGACCCGCCGAAGCUGUACUCGAUCCACUACCUCGGCAUAAAGCCGUGGAUGUGCUACAGGGAGUACGACUGCAACUGGAACAUCGGGGAUCAGCGAGCCUACGCGAGCGACGCGGCGCACGCGACGUGGUGGAGGUUGCAUGAUCAGAUGGACGAACGGCUGCACGAGUUCUGUGGGCUACCGGCGGCGAGGAGGGAGGAGCUGGAGCAGGAGCGGCGGGAGGCGGAGGAGUUUGGGUUUGGAGAUGGGCAUUGGAGGUUGUGGGUUUCAGGGGACGGCAGGAACGUGACAAAGCAGUGAGCUCUUUCUUCAAGUGUGAGCAUGGAAUGCCGUGAGCUUAGUCAUCCUUCCUGUUCACUGUCGUGUGGAUACAGUUCACAUUUCUCUUUCCUUUUUGAUAGAUUAUAUAUGUGAUUCAUACCAUAUGGAAUAAAGUUUAGAGUGGAGAA